AUGUACAUUGUGCUUUUGACAGUAAGUUCGCUUGUGUUCCUUUGCUAUGUGCCUAAUUUCAUCCAGUUGAGAGCAGCUGUUUCGAGCAUCAAGGCACCCUUUGGUUGUUCCCUGCUGUGGAAUCGCAACAACACACCCUUGCCCUGGUUUAUGUGCCACAGGCUUGUCAAUGCGCACCACCAUCUGCUGGCCCUGAGAAUAUGCAAGGAACUGGACAUGGAUCAGGGUACUGUGCUCCACCACUGGGCAAAGGCCCGCAUAUCUGCGGAUGAGAGCACCACAAGCAACGAAGAGCUGAAGAACAUCCUUGCAGGGAAGCUGAAGGCUUGUCCUUUUGUACACUAUGCGACCAUAGCUGAACAUGCCCAGGCCCAAGGCAGGCGAGAGCUGGCUGCCCAGCUGUUGGAUGAUGAGACAUGCGCAGCAAAGCAGGUGCCACUGCUGCUGGAGCUAGAAGAGGAGCAGCGGGCCCUGGAAAAGGCAGUGGAGAGCGGCGACACUCACCUGGUGUAUCUGGCUCUGUUCCGCAUCUACCACCGCACAGUGGCUGCUGCCAAGGGGAUGCCAGAGUUCAUAAAGGCCAUAAGCUCCAAGCCCGCAGCUUAUGCACUCUUCAUGAAGUACUGCAAGGCCCAGAGUCCCAACCUUGCGGAACAAAUCUAUAACCUUGACGGCAACACAGAGGGCCUUGCCGAGAUCAAGUUCAACGAGGCUCUGUCCACCAGCUUGAAGAUUCCAACGGACACUGCUGGAGAGGAAACUGUGUCGCUGAGCAACCUCAGGGACAGAGUGGUGUCUCAGCUGCGGGACUGUGCAGCCCAAUAUGCAAAGUCACGCAAACACGAAUUCCAGUCCAAAUCGGCUGAAGAAUUCGCCAACCUUCGCAAGGAGCAAGCAAAGUUGCAACUGAGCACGGGGCGGAACAUGUUCUUGUCUCUGAGCGUCAUCGACACGAUCAGGCAGUGCAUUCGGCUUGGCUACAACAAAGGAGCUGCGGACAUCAGGCGGCAGUUUGGGAUUUCGGACAAGCACUUCUAUUGGGUGAAAGUUCGUACACUGGCGGAGAGGGGCCAGUGGGAAGGACUGGAGGUCUUUGCUCAGGAGCGAAGGCCGCCCAUAGGGUGGGAGCCCUUCAUUCAAGCAUGCGUCGAUCACAAUGCACCAAGAGAGAGAACGGGAAAGUUCAUUGACCGGUUGCCAGACAGCGAGGCAAAGGUGGAAUGGUACACCAAAGUGGGGCUCAACCUGCAGGCGGCCAGAACUGCGGAGAGCCUGCAGAGCAUCGACCUGAUGACCCGGGUCCAGGGCAUCGUGGGGCCAAAUAGCCAACUUGGGAUGAAGACCGCGCAGAUGAUCGAGCGGGUGAAGGGCCUUCAGCCUCGAUGA
This is a messenger RNA of Ostreobium quekettii, 1386 nucleotides long. Lineage: Eukaryota; Viridiplantae; Chlorophyta; Ulvophyceae; Bryopsidales; Ostreobiaceae. The record is from the annotation of a GenBank genome assembly.